AUUGAAAUGCUGGAACACAAAUAUGGAGGCCAUUUGGUAUCUCGCCGGGCUGCCUGUACCAUCCAGACAGCCUUCCGUCAGUACCAACUCAGCAAGAACUUUGAAAAGAUUCGGAAUUCCUUGCUGGAAAGCCGCAUGCCCAGACGCAUUUCUCUGCGAAAGGUCAGGUUACAGAAUGCAGAGAGUUUAAUGGAAGGGUAUAAUUUUGCAGGAAUCCCUCUGGUGCGGUCACCAUCUUUACCUGCAAGUAUCAGUGGGGCUCUGACUGAGCUUGAGGACUCUUUCACAGAGCAAGUUAAAUCACUGGCAAAGUCAAUUGAUGAUGCUCUCAGCUCCUGGAGCUUGAAGACAAUGUGUUCGCUGCAAGAUGGCAGUAGUUAUCAAUUCACAGAGACUUUCAGCAGUGCAUCGAUGCAGGACAGGUCAGGAGGUGAGAUGGGGAAAACAGGACAAGAAAGCAGUGAUGACAAACUGGAAGAUGGCCUUGCACAAAGUGGGAGUACGCUUAUGAUGGCCUUCAGGGAUGUCACUUUCCAUAUCGAAAACAAAAACAUGUCUGUUUCUUCCCUCAUGGAAUCUGCAUCAGUUGCCAUGGCAAACUGUGAGAAUGCUCCACCAGAGUCUGAGCAGAAUGUUGUAGUUGUUAAAGAUGAGCAGAGUCCAAGGGAACAGAGAGAGAAAGGUUCCCAAAGUUCUUCCUCAGAACAAGAACAGAUGAUCAUUCAAAAUAAUCAUCCUUUCACAGAACUGAAUAAUCAAUUGGCAAUGCAGAAUAUUCAAAUUGACCAUAACAAUGGAAUAAUGCCAGAUCCUCAGUUGGAAUCUAAUCGUUUGGACAAUGCAGAACAACUCAGCAGCAGCAGUACAACCUCCAUCUCUGCUAAGUCACCAUCUGAAGUCUCUUCGAAGGAGGCAUUGCAUGCCAUGAUAUUGAGCAUGCCCAGAUACCACUGUGAGAAUCCAAGCAGCUGCAAGUCACCAACGCUGUCUACUGACAUAAUCCGCAAACGCUUGUAUCGUAUCGGCCUCAAUCUUUUCAAUGUAAAUCCUGACAAAGGAAUUCAGUUCCUGAUCGCCCGUGGAUUUAUCCCUGACACAGCGAUUGGAGUCGCCCACUUCCUACUGCAGCGAAAAGGAUUGAGCCGGCAGAUGAUUGGAGAGUUUCUGGGCAACAGCAAAAAGCAAUUCAAUAGGGAUGUUUUGGAUUGUGUUGUUGAUGAGAUGGAUUUUUCUAACAUGGAGUUGGAUGAAGCUCUGCGGAAGUUCCAGGCUCAUAUUCGAGUGCAGGGGGAGGCACAGAAGGUUGAGCGACUUAUCGAAGCAUUCAGUCAACGUUAUUGCAUGUGCAACCCAGACGUGGUUCAGCAGUUUCACAACCCAGACACCAUCUUCAUCUUAGCCUUUGCUAUCAUUUUACUUAACACAGACAUGUAUAGCCCCAACAUCAAACCCGAUCGAAAAAUGAUGCUGGAAGACUUCAUCCGUAAUUUACGAGGUGUGGAUGAUGGAGUGGACAUUCCUCGUGAGAUGGUUGUUGGUAUUUAUGAGCGAAUUCAACAGAAAGAAUUGAAGUCCAAUGAAGAUCAUGUGACAUAUGUUACCAAGGUAGAAAAAUCAAUCGUGGGGAUGAAAGCAGCUCUUUCUGUUCCCCACCGGCGGUUGGUUUGCUGCAGUCGGCUCUUUGAGAUCAUGGAUAUCAACAAAGCACAGAAGCAGGCAGCACAUCAGCGAGAGGUUUUUCUGUUCAAUGACCUUGUUGUGAUACUUAAACUGUGUGCAAAGAAGAGAAGUUCUGCUACAUACACUUUCUACAAGUCUGUUGGCCUUCUAGGAAUGCAGAUUCACCUGUUUGAGACUGAAUUUUAUCCUCAUGGGAUCACUCUUAUAUCAUCUGCUUCUGGCUCGGAGAAGAAGCAGGCACUGAGUUUCUGUGCACAGAGUUCAGAGGAACUACAGAAGUUUGUGGAGGAGCUGAAGGAAUCAAUAGCAGAGGUGACAGAGAUGGAACAAAUACGAAUUGAUUGGGAGCUGGAAAAACAACAGGGGGCAAAAACCCCUUCCUCAAAGAAUAAUGGAACUCAGCUUGACAUCCGAACCAAACCAGGAUCUCCAGCAGGAAAGUUAGACAUAGAAAACAAGACCACAAACAACACUGUGGAGGUAUCAAUUCACAAUAGGCUUCAAGCCUAUCAGCACAGCUCAGAGGGGAACCAAGAGUGCGCAGUCCAGCAAAGCACCCUUCUUAACUUCAAGCAAGAAAACUCAGCUGUAUCAGGAGCCAUGGAUCAUCUCCCUGAAACGCUACUCCAAUGCCAACAGAUUGUGAAUGUCAUAGUAGUCCCUGUGAAACCAGACAAAUCCGAUACCGCUCAGAAUGAGACACCUAUUCACCAAGUGGGAACAGACAACAACUCCACUAGCUCCACGCCUCGCAAAUUAAAGGAAGAUGGGCUUCAAGGAACACCUGUAAAAAACAUUCAUCAGCCACCUCUUCCACCUCCACCCCCACCCUACAACCACCCGCACCAGUAUUGCCCUCCUAACCCUUUUGUACGCAGGCGCAGAUAUUCCAGUGGAUCACGAAGCUUAGUGUAG
Hemiscyllium ocellatum (epaulette shark) is the source of this 2595-nucleotide messenger RNA. RefSeq names its product IQ motif and SEC7 domain-containing protein 3-like. The transcript is spliced from 13 exons. Lineage: Eukaryota; Metazoa; Chordata; Chondrichthyes; Orectolobiformes; Hemiscylliidae. Bases 7 to 2595 code for a protein of 862 amino acids. Gene Ontology annotation, molecular function: protein binding; guanyl-nucleotide exchange factor activity. Gene Ontology annotation, biological process: actin cytoskeleton organization; regulation of ARF protein signal transduction. The record is from RefSeq and is a predicted model, not a curated record.